AUGGAAAGUGUAGCAAGAGGCAAAGGAAAAAAGCAUUUACAUGAUAGAAUUUUUGUAAAAAGACCAACUUUAUGUUGCUUUUGCAUUAAACUUCGCCCAGGUGUAAUAAUUAUAACAGUUUUGUUAUUGGUAGCAUAUGUGUCUCAUUUACCAAAAGCCGCAACCAUAAGUUUUGGUGCUCUUUACGUUUUGGUGAUUCCUGUUGCCGUAUUUGGUUUUUAUACGUUAUCUAAAUUUAAGGAAAAUCCAAAUUUAUUACAAACUUACUCAAGAUUAUUUUGGUCUUCGGUAGCUCUUCUUAUAUUGCUGCACCUGACUGAAUUGAUAUUUUCUUUUGUAUGGCGUAAUGAUAUAAUCGCAGAUUGUGAAAAAGAUAUAAAUUAUUUAGUACCUUCAAAUACUAGUACUUCAACGAUUCCCUAUGACCCACAUGCACCUGAUCAGUCUGUGAUUAAUAAAGCUUGUAAUCAAGGUGUUAAUUUGUUCCUAUUAUGGUCAUCUGUAAAUUUUUUAAUUUUUAACUUGUUACUUUCUAUUUAUUUCGGUACUAUAGUUGAAGCUUAUAGUAGGGAACAACAGAUUGAUAAGCAUGAACAGAUUGAUGAACAGAUUGAAAAACAAGAACCUAUCUCUUAG
Molecule: messenger RNA, 636 nt
Organism: Dentiscutata erythropus
Lineage: Eukaryota; Fungi; Glomeromycota; Glomeromycetes; Diversisporales; Gigasporaceae
Source: the annotation of a GenBank genome assembly